Molecule: messenger RNA, 1581 nt
Organism: Lithohypha guttulata
Lineage: Eukaryota; Fungi; Ascomycota; Eurotiomycetes; Chaetothyriales; Trichomeriaceae
Exons: 1
Coding region: 1-1581 (526 amino acids)
Biological process (GO): transmembrane transport
Molecular function (GO): transmembrane transporter activity
Source: RefSeq, a predicted model, not a curated record
AUGACAGGCCAAGACAUUACACGUCGACAAAGUCUGCCCAAUGACCAUGAUACAGCAAACAACACCGAUUAUCGACAGAGCACGAACUCUGCGUUCACAAACGGCAUCAACAGCAGCAGUGCACAAGACCAGCGCGAUGGUAUCGACGUUCAACGGGCACCGUGGAGGAGACUAUACUCCUUCAUAACGUACACUCCAGCUCGUUGUCGCUAUGAUCCUGAACAGCCUCUUGUGUUUUCCAACUGGCUCAACGUCCUCUUCGCCUGUGCUGGUUGUAUCACAGUCGCGAAUCUAUACUAUACUCACCCGAUCCUGAACUUGUUUGCACGCGACUUUGAUGUUACCGACCAGGAGGCGUCGUACAUUCCGACUCUCGCGCAAGCAGGAUAUGCUGUCGGUCUGUUCCUUCUAAACCCACCUGGAGACCUCCUCCGACGACGACCGUAUAUCCUGUUGUUGGUUUGGAUAACUGCUACGUUGUGGAUCGGCCUCUGCAUCACCACGAACUUCCAAGUCUUUCUUGUUCUCACUUUCUUGACCGGCUUGACGACAGUGACGCCACAACUGAUGAUGCCGCUUGUUGGGGAACUCGCUCCGAAAGACCGCAAGGCUACGGCACUAUCGAUCGUUGUGUCCGGGCUUUUACUGGGAAUACUUGUCGCGCGCUUACUUUCAGGCGUUGUGGCUCUCUACAUCGGGUGGAGGUACAUCUACUGGAUCGCGUUUGGCCUACAAUACAUUGUCCUCAUCUUGCUCUGGUUCUUUAUGCCAGACUAUCCUUCCACGAAUCCUCAAGAAGACUGGCUUUCUACCAUGAAGGCGUACCCUUGGCUGCUUUGGGAUAUUGUACGACUGAUAUUUCAGCACCCAGUCCUGGCACAGUCCUGCCUCAUCGGGUUGUUCUCAUCAGCAGCAUUCACGAGUUUCUGGACUACCCUUACAUUUCUGCUCGCUGGCCCGCCAUACAGGUACGAUAGCUUAGUCAUCGGUCUGUUUGCACUCAUCGGCAUUGGUGCUAUGUCAAUGGGACCAGUCUUCGCUCGUACGGUCAUGGACAAACGUCAGCCUAUAUUUGGAGUAAUAGUAGGAACCAUUAUUAACCUGCUAGGAUGCAUUAUUGGAACUUUCGUUGGCAGGUCAAGUGUCGUUGGACCUAUUCUACAGGCUGCCUUUACAGAUAUAGGACUGCAGACGUCUCAGAUCGGCAACCGUACUGGUAUCUAUGCGGUCGAGCCACUAAAGCGAAAUCGUGUCAAUACUGCAUAUAUGCUUGGCGUGUUCUUCGGACAACUCAUGGGCACAGGAGUAGGCAACGCUGUAUACGCACGUGGCGGCUGGGUACACUCGGGAGCUGUAAAUAUUGCUCUCGUUGGGUUUGGGCUGUUGCUUUGCUUCGUGAAGGGACCUCACGAUUCCAGGUGGUUUGGCUAUCAAGGCGGCUGGAACAUGAAAGUCAGGCACUUGAAAGAGGAAAGGAACAACGAGGAUGUCACACAUGUUAGCGAUGAAAAACCAGGGCAACUUCCAGAGUCUGAAGGCAAUACUACGAAGACUUCUAUGAGCAAGCCUGCGAGCACUUAG